Phyllostomus discolor (pale spear-nosed bat) is the source of this 628-nucleotide messenger RNA. RefSeq names its product putative E3 ubiquitin-protein ligase makorin-4. The record is from RefSeq and is a predicted model, not a curated record. NCBI's taxonomy places the organism in Eukaryota, Metazoa, Chordata, Mammalia, Chiroptera, Phyllostomidae. The transcript is spliced from 2 exons. The coding region runs from base 77 to 628 and encodes 183 amino acids. Gene Ontology annotation, molecular function: ubiquitin protein ligase activity. Gene Ontology annotation, biological process: protein polyubiquitination.
GCUGGACGCAGGACUUCAUGCGCCCACAGAGCCUUGCGCGCAGCAGUCCAUCCGUGCAUGCCCCUGGAAUGAGUAAAUGAAUGAACAGACCCAGUUUUCCCCGACAGCUGCUGAUGGAGACCUCAGCCAUGCCCAGGAGUCCCAGCCUAAGCCACAGCCUGCCCAGGAGCUCGUGGCCUCAUUUUGGAGCAUGGACCAGGAGAGGGAGCAGGACAGUCGGGACGUCGUGUGUGGCAUCUGCAUGGACAAGGUGUGGGACAAGCCAGGAGCCAAGCGGAUCUUCGGCAUCCUGCCCAACUGCACUCACGCCCACUGCCUGGGCUGCCUGCGCACCUGGCGGAAGCGCCAGCAGGACUUCCCGCUGGAUGUCAUCAAGUCAGUGUCUUGGAGAGGUCAGCAGGGAGGGGGACCAGUGCCCCAGAGGGGCGUGGGCCUGGAGGCCAGCCUGCAAGCUGUGACUGUUCUCCCACCUCGCAGGGCCUGCCCUCAGUGCCGGGUCCAUUCCAGCUACAUCAUCCCCCACAGGUUCUGGGUGAGCAAGGGGGCUGAGAAGGAGCAGCUCAUCAGGAACUUCAGGGCUCGGACCAGGCAAGGCUGGAAGGGGGGGGCGGGGCGUGACCGGGGUUAG